AAAUAAAAUCUUUUGCAGUAAGUCGAGCCGGCACUGUUCCGCCAUCAAGAAGAAAUGCCCCCUCGGUGAGUACCCACUAAAGAGUCACUUAAAUCUAGAGCUGCGCUUGCUUUCAGCUAUUUUAUUACGUGACGUUUUCAGGCUGAAAGAAGUCGGAGUAGAAUGGGAACUGCGACACAAGGGGCUCGUCCGAUUACAGGAGCGAACCGGACAGCGCCACCGGGCACUGCUAUGCGGCCGGUCACUCAACAGGGACUGACU
Gongylonema pulchrum is the source of this 261-nucleotide messenger RNA. NCBI's taxonomy places the organism in Eukaryota, Metazoa, Nematoda, Chromadorea, Rhabditida, Gongylonematidae. The record is from the annotation of a GenBank genome assembly.